AUCAUUGCUCAGGAACGACUACAGUCAUAUGGAGCAUGUACACCACAGAAUCAAAAAGUGAACAUUUGGAGGAUGAAAACUUCCAAACAUCUACAACUCCUCAGACUAGGAAAUUCCCAGGCGGAGGAGCUCCACAGGUCACCAGUGUGGCUGUUUCGGCCAGUGCGGCUGUGCUGGCCGGCGCCGCUGCUUUGCCCCACGCGGCUGCUUUGUCGGUGCCCCGGAGCAGCAGUUCUCCGUACAAAAUACACCAGUCCGGGAGCCCUUUUGGCUGGCGACUGGAGCCACGGGAAGUCGCCCAUUCUUCAUUUAUUCCAGCCAUUACCUCCUCUAAUACAUUUAUGUCAAAUAUCAAUCGACUUAUCCUUUCAAUACAAAGAUUUAGAGUUAUACUCAUUACGAUUUGGUGUAUGACCUGGUCAAUCUUAGGCUCUGAAGCUCUCCCUGGUGGAAAUUUGUUUGGAUUGUUAAUUAUUUUUUAUAGCGCCAUUAUUGGGGGAAAAUUUUUAGAACUCAUUAGAAUACCUUUAGUGCCUCCACUUCCACCUCUUCUUGGGAUGUUGCUGGCUGGUUUUAUAAUUAGGAAUGUUCCAUUCAUCAGUAAACAUGUCCAUGUCGAUAGCACAUUGUCUUCAGUUUUAAGAAACAUUGCCCUUACUGUUAUUCUAAUACGAGCUGGGCUUGGACUUGAUCCACAGGCUUUGAAGCAAUUGAAGGGGGUUUGUUUCAGAUUGGCAGCAGGUCCAUGCCUUAUAGAGGCAAGUGCAGCUGCUGUUUUUUCCCACUUCAUUAUGAAAUUUCCUUGGCAAUGGGCAUUUCUAUUAGGUUUUAUUCUAGGUGCUGUCUCUCCUGCUGUUAUUGUCCCUUCCAUGCUGCUGUUGCAAGAAAAUGGAUAUGGUAUUAAGAAAGGCAUUCCAACCUUACUGAUGGCUGCUAGCAGUAUGGAUGACAUUCUGGCUAUCACUGGAUUCAAUACAUGCUUGAGCAUAGUCUUUUCCACGGGUAGUAUAGUUCAUAAUAUCCUAUCCUCUAUAAGGAACGUAUGUGUUAGUCUGCUGGCAGGAAGUGUUUUGGGAUUUUUUCUUCGAUAUUUUCCAAGUGAAGACCAGGAAGAACUUUCAUUGAAGAGAGGAUUUCUUAUUUUGACCAUGUGUGUUUCUGCUGUCUUAGGCAGCCAACGUAUUGGUUUACUUGGAUCUGGAGGAUUAUGCACACUAAUGAUGAGUUUCAUUGCAGGGACAAAAUGGUCCCAAGGAAAGAUGAAAGUCCAAAAGUUUAUUACAAAUGUAUGGGAUAUUUUUCAACCACUUCUUUUUGGUUUAGUUGGAGCAGAAGUAUCUGUUUCAUCUCUUGAAUCAAAUACUGUUGGCAUAUCUGUUGCUACUGUGAGUUUGGCAUUAUGUGUUCGAAUUUUAAUCACAUAUCUAUUGAUGUGCUUUGCUGGUUUUAGUUUUAAGGAGAAAAUAUUUAUUGCUUUCGCAUGGUUGCCCAAAGCUACAGUCCAGGCUGUAUUAGGUCCUCUGGCUCUAGAAACAGCAAGAAUCUCCGCACCCAACUUGGAAUCAUAUUCGAAGGAUGUGAUGACAGUAGCAUUUUUAGCCAUCUUGAUCACAGCUCCAAAUGGAGCUCUACUCAUUGGCAUUCUGGGGCCUAAAAUGCUUACACGCCAUUAUGAUCCAAGCGAAAUAAAACUGCAAUUGUCAACCUUAGAUAAACAUAAUUAAAAAGUUUACUUGUCAUUAUCUGCCUGCUUCUUUUAAUGAAUUAUUUUACAAGAAUUGUAAAGUAGAAAUAUGUGAAGACUAUACAGAGAAUGCAGGAUUUAGUAAACAUGUGAUCUCAGUAUAGGGCUUUUCUUGGAUCUUUUACUCCAAA
Messenger RNA from Cebus imitator (Panamanian white-faced capuchin), 1875 nucleotides. RefSeq names its product solute carrier family 9 member B1 (gene SLC9B1). Gene Ontology annotation, molecular function: antiporter activity. The coding region runs from base 36 to 1724 and encodes 562 amino acids. The record is from RefSeq and is a predicted model, not a curated record. Gene Ontology annotation, biological process: proton transmembrane transport. Gene Ontology annotation, cellular component: membrane. The transcript has 13 exons. NCBI's taxonomy places the organism in Eukaryota, Metazoa, Chordata, Mammalia, Primates, Cebidae.